This is a messenger RNA of Dipodomys spectabilis (banner-tailed kangaroo rat), 1556 nucleotides long. It is a transcript of the gene Pth2r, whose product is annotated as parathyroid hormone 2 receptor. Bases 22 to 1422 code for a protein of 466 amino acids. Gene Ontology annotation, cellular component: plasma membrane. Lineage: Eukaryota; Metazoa; Chordata; Mammalia; Rodentia; Heteromyidae. Gene Ontology annotation, biological process: cell surface receptor signaling pathway; adenylate cyclase-modulating G protein-coupled receptor signaling pathway. The transcript has 11 exons. The record is from RefSeq and is a predicted model, not a curated record. Gene Ontology annotation, molecular function: G protein-coupled peptide receptor activity; parathyroid hormone receptor activity; peptide hormone binding.
CCCAGAGGGACGGUGGGGAAAAUGUCUGCGGUGCCAUGUCCUCCUUACAUUUAUGACUUCAAUCAUAAAGGAGUCGCUUUACGACAUUGUACUCCCAAUGGAACAUGGGAUUUUAUGCACAGCUCAAAUAAAACAUGGGCUAAUUAUUCAGACUGCUUUCUGCAGCCAGAUAUCAAUGUAGGCAAGCAAGAAUUCUUCGAGAGCCUCUAUAUCUUAUACACCAUUGGCUACUCCAUUUCCUUUGGCUCCCUGGCUGUGGCUAUUCUCACCAUUGGUUAUUUCAGACGGUUGCAUUGUACUAGGAACUACAUCCAUCUGCACUUGUUUGUGUCUUUCAUGCUGAGAGCUGUAAGCAUCUUUGUCAAGGACAGAGUGGCUCAGGCUCACUUGGGAGCGGAGGAGCUGCAGUCCUUGGUGAUGCAGGGUGACCUACAGAAUCCCAUGGGAGCCCCUGCUGUGGACAAGUCACAGUAUAUUGGGUGCAAGAUUGCUGUGGUGAUGUUUAUUUACUUCUUGGCUACGAACUAUUAUUGGAUCCUGGUGGAAGGUCUCUACCUGCAUAACUUAAUCUUUGUAUCUUUCUUUUCUGACACCAAAUACUUGUGGGGCUUCAUCCUGAUCGGCUGGGGGUUUCCAGCAGCAUUUGUGGUGGCCUGGGCUGUGGCACGAGCAACUCUGGCUGAUGCGAGGUGCUGGGAACUUAGCGCUGGAGACAGGUGGAUUUAUCAAGCCCCAAUCUUAGCAGCUAUUGGGAUGAAUUUUAUUCUCUUUCUGAAUACAGUUAGAGUUCUAGCUACCAAAAUUUGGGAGACCAAUGCAGUUGGACAUGACAUGAGAAAGCAAUACAGGAAGCUUGCGAAAUCAACACUGGUCCUGGUCCUGGUGUUUGGAGUGCAUUACAUCGUAUUCAUCUGCCAGCCCCACUCCUUCACUGGGCUCUGGUGGGAGAUCCGCAUGCACUGUGAGCUCUUCUUCAACUCCUUUCAGGGUUUUUUUGUGUCUAUCAUCUACUGCUACUGCAAUGGAGAGGUUCAAGGUGAGGUGAAGAAGAUGUGGAGUAGGUGGAACCUAUCCAUCAACUGGAAAAGGACGCCAUCCUGCGGCGGCCAGAGGUAUGGCUCAGUACUCACUACCGUGACUCACAGCAGCAUUAGCCAGUCUCACAUGGGAGCUAGCACUCGCAUGGUGCUCAUCUCUGGCAAGCAGGCCAAGACUGCCAGCAGACUGCCUGAGAGCCAUAUGACUUUACCUGGCUAUGUCUGGAGUGGUUCGGAUCAGGACUGCUCACCACUCUCCAUCCAGGAGAUGAAGGAGGGUGAGGGGAGGCAGGGAGGUGAUAUUCCAGUGGAAGCGUCUUCCAGGCCUUUGGAAUUUAUCCUGGACUCUGAAAGUUGCAAACGAGAAGCAGAGGAUGCCAUCUGAGUCAACACUUCUGACAUCAAUUGUCUGGUGAUUCUGCUUGUACAGGGAAGGGUUGGCUGGCAUUCCUCACCUUGAGCCUGAAAAAAAAUCGAGUGAAAAGGUUAUUCAACUGUUUCCAGUUUCCAUGAAUUGUC